UCAUACGCAAUGGAGUUGACGGUACAGCGUCAUGUUAUGCGGUAAAGAUUGGGUAGUAACAAGGAGUCAUGGAAGCUCUAAGGGUGCUGGAGCUUUACAGCGGUAUAGGUGGCAUGCACUACGCGUUAAAAGAAAGUGGAAUAUCUGCCCAGGUGGUGGCCGCUGUUGACAUAAAUACCACAGCCAACAAAAUCUACAAACACAAUUUUCCAGAUACUCCUCUCUGGAACAAGACCAUUGAGGGAAUACCACUUGAUGACUUCAACAAGUUAUGUUUUGAUAUGAUAUUGAUGAGCCCUCCUUGCCAGCCUUUUACCAGGUUAGGACUUCAGGGUGACGUUGCAGACUCUAGAACUAAGAGCUUCCUCUUCGUCCUUGAUCUCCUUCCAAGGCUUUGCAAACUGCCAGAUUACAUCCUGAUGGAAAAUGUCAAAGGUUUUGAGAGCUCCUCAGCCAGGGACCGUUUGGUACAAACACUGAUGGACUGUGGAUACACUUUCCAGGAAUUCAUGAUCUCCCCAACAAGUGUUGGGAUUCCAAAUUCACGACUACGUUAUUUCCUGAUUGCUAAAAUAUGUGCAGAAAACUCAUGCAUCCAGACAGGUGCAAAGGGUUGUGUCUUCUCCCAUGUGCCUAGGAGUCCGUUACCUUCACUGUCCUCUGUCUUGAGAUCUGACAGUCCCUGUACUGGCCAGCCAGCAGAAGAAAAAAAUAGUGCUCAUGUCCUGUAUAAACGGGAGACUCCAUCGGAUGCACAGAGGAAGACUAAUCAGAAUAAAAACCCAUCUGUUCAACAAAUACAAGACUUUUUGCAACCACAGAUGAACGUGGACAUGGAACGUUAUCUCCUUCAGCCUAAAACUCUGUUGCGGUAUGCUUCAAUCUUGGAUAUUGUUCAGCCCCAGAGCAGGAGGUCUGUCUGCUUCACUAAAGGUUAUGGAAGAUAUGUGGAAGGAACCGGAUCAGUGCUACAGUGUUGUAUGGACCACGAGGUUAGUAGUGUGUUUACCAAUCUGGACCAGUUGUCUGAACAGGAGAAGCUCCAGAAACUGUUAAAGUUAAAUCUACGUUAUUUCACUCCCAGAGAAGUAGCAAACUUAAUGGGCUUCCCUCAGAGUUUCUGUUUUCCAGAGGACAUCUCUAUCAUCCAGCAGUACAGAGCUUUGGGAAACAGUCUUAAUAUUUUGGUUGUGGCCACACUUCUACAACUGAUGUGUUCUGAGCAUUUUGGGCACACUGAAGGAGAAGAGCAGUUCUCAGUUUCUUAAAAACUGUAUAUUAAUGCUCCUUGUUCUGUUUGGAUGAACAGUUGUAAGCUUUCAGUACAGGACCUAAUGGAUAUAAAUACUGGUCAAAAACAUGCUGGAAUAUAAUUUAGAUAAAGGGCCCACCUUUUUAAUAAGUACCACCAACCUACUUUAUUUAGUGGUUCUGUUCUGCAGUUACUUUAUUUUGUCUUUGAAUACCUUUACUUUGUAAGCACACAAAAAUGUCUCUGUCCAGAUGAGAGGCAGAAAACACAGACAUUUUCAUGCGGUAUCACAAACAUUAGAGACUUUUAAAGACAGCAUUUUUAAAACCUUUUGAAUUUUGAAUAUUCUCUCUGCAUAGCUAUUUUUUUAUAAUUAGAAGGUUAGCAAAAUCUUGCCAGACCAGAAUUAGCAGAUUUGGCAAAUGCAGCUACAUUGUUGUACGUCAUUCUAGCAUACCGACAAUAGUGUGUAUGUGGCUGUUAUGUUUUCUGAAAGUACCCUUUUUAAGGCGGCAGUUCUUGAUUCUAAACACUAUUCUUGAAUUUGUAAAACUGCUAUUGCUCAUGUCUUUCGAACAGUAAACACCAGUGGCUCACA
This is a messenger RNA of Fundulus heteroclitus (mummichog), 1850 nucleotides long. It is a transcript of the gene trdmt1, whose product is annotated as tRNA aspartic acid methyltransferase 1. The record is from RefSeq and is a predicted model, not a curated record. NCBI's taxonomy places the organism in Eukaryota, Metazoa, Chordata, Actinopteri, Cyprinodontiformes, Fundulidae. Gene Ontology annotation, molecular function: methyltransferase activity.